This is a messenger RNA of Cuscuta epithymum, 4453 nucleotides long. NCBI's taxonomy places the organism in Eukaryota, Viridiplantae, Streptophyta, Magnoliopsida, Solanales, Convolvulaceae. The record is from the annotation of a GenBank genome assembly.
AAUUUGGCCCUAAGUGUUUCAUCCGGUCCAAUUCAGCCGAUCUACCAUCUAUCAGCCAGAGGUCGUACGCUAGAUUGCUCUCUCCGUUUCCAUCUCCGCUUCCCCUUGUCGGACGCAGGAUACACCACGCCGUUCGUCUAAUGUACUGAGUUGUUCUGUUUAGUUGAUUGCUCUUGCUCUGAUGGAGGAACCAAAGCAGAAGUCAACUAAGCGGGCUGACUCUGAAAAGGAGGUGGAGGGGCCUAGACGGAAAAGCCACCGUGACAGGGAUGGCCACUCUGACCGUGAUAAAGAGAAGAGCGGAGAGAGACAUAGAGAUAGAGACAGGGUACACUACCAUGAUAAGAAGGAUCACCUUGAUAAGGAGAAGGGCGUUGAGGAUACGUACAAGGAAAGAGACAGGGAAAGAGAGAAGGAGAAGCACAGAGAUAAGCAUAAAGAUAAAGAGCGGGAAAGAAGUAGCAGGGACAAGGCCAGUAAAGACAGAGAAAAGGAUAAAUCGGACAGAGAGAGUGCCAGGGAAAAGCGUAACAAAGAUAGGGAUCGUGAAAGAGAGAGGGACCGCAAAAAAGAGAAAGAGAAGGUGAGGGAUCCUGAAGGAGAGAAAGAAAAGGAACGGGAUCAGGAGAGAGAAAAAGAAAAUGAGAAGGUUCCUGAAAGAGAAAGGCAGAGAGAGAAAGAAAAGGAUAAGAAUAGGGAAAAAGAAAGAGAAAGGGAGAAGCGAGAGAAGGAUCAAAGGGACAAGGAUAGGGAAGACAGGGAGAGGAACAGAGAGAAGAAGGUUCGUGAAAAAGAGAAACGCCAUGAUUAUGUCACUGAUGAUGAUGAUAAUGAUGUCGAUGCAAGAGAACAUGAAAGAAAAAGGAGGAGAAGGCAUGAUCAGAGGAGCAGGGAUCAUGAACGAAGUAAGACAUCUAGUAAGGUUGUUGAUGAUAGCGGAAAUGGUAGCCCACCUAAAAAAAGUGACAACGAAUCAUUGGAAAAGAAACAGAAGAAUCUAGAAGAAGAGCAAGCUGAGGAACAAAUGAAACUUGAAGAUGAGAUGGAGAAGCGAAGAAGGAGAGUUCAGGAAUGGCAGGAGUUGAGAAGAGUAAAGGAGCAGUCAGAGAGAGAAAAGCUUGGAGUCGCAGCAAUGAGUGAUGAGCCCAAGUCAGGGAAGACUUGGACAUUGGAAGGGGAAUCUGAUGAUGAAGAUGCAGUAUUGGAGGAUAAACAACGCAUUGAUAUGGAUGUAGACGAACCUGCUAAGCCCUUGGAUGAAAAUGGUUCUGUCCUAGUAAGCUCUAAUGCCUUGUCUGAUUUAGGAGUUUCACAGAAUGCUGGCAAUGGUGCUCCUAUGGAUGAUGAAGAAAUUGACCCAUUAGAUGCAUACAUGAAUGCUAUGGUGUUGCCUGAAGUUGAAAAGCUGAACGAUGUUGAGACCACAGUUGAAUAUACAAAAUCUGGUUUGGAAGAUGGAAAUGUUAUAAGGAAGAAAGAGCAACCUAGGAAAGGCAUCCAAAAAGCUAUGGGAAGAAUCAUGCCUGGUGAAGACUCUGAUUCAGAUUAUGAUGAACUUAGGAAUGAUGAUCCUAUUGAUGAUGAAGAUGAUGAAGAGUUUAUGAAACGGGUGAAGAAGACCAAGGCUGAGAAACUAUCUAUAGUUGACCACUCAAAAAUUGAAUAUCCUUCUUUUCGGAAGAACUUUUAUAUUGAGGUGAGGGAAAUUUCAAGAAUGACUUCUGAAGAGGUGGCUUCUUACAGAAAGCAAUUGGAACUGAAGAUCCAUGGAAAAGAUGUGCCAAAGCCAGUUAAAACGUGGCACCAAACUGGAUUAUCCACUAAGAUUUUGGAUACAAUAAAGAAACUUAAUUAUGAAAAGCCAAUGUCAAUCCAGGCUCAGUCUUUGCCAAUAAUUAUGAGCGGCCGAGAUUGUAUUGGCAUCGCAAAGACGGGUUCUGGGAAAACAUUAGCUUUUGUGUUGCCAAUGUUGAGGCAUAUUAAGGAUCAGCCUCCACUUGCGCCUGGAGAUGGACCAAUUGGGCUUGUAAUGGCCCCUACAAGAGAGCUUGUGCAGCAAAUACAUAGUGAUAUAAGAAAGUUUGCUAAGGUUAUGGGCCUUAGCUGUGUUCCUGUGUAUGGAGGCUCAGGUGUUGCUCAGCAAAUUAGUGAGUUGAAACGAGGAGCAGAGAUUGUUGUUUGCACUCCAGGUAGGAUGAUUGACAUACUUUGUACCAGUAGUGGGAAAAUUACCAAUCUGCGAAGAGUCACUUAUUUGGUCAUGGAUGAAGCUGACCGAAUGUUUGAUAUGGGAUUUGAACCUCAGAUCACAAGAAUUGUUCAAAAUACACGUCCUGACCGCCAAACUGUAUUGUUUUCUGCAACUUUUCCUCGUCAGGUUGAGGCGUUGGCACGCAAAGUACUCAACAAGCCUAUUGAAAUUCAGGUAGGUGGAAGGAGUGUUGUAAACAAAGAUAUUGCCCAAUUAGUUGAGGUGAGGCCAGAGAGUGAAAGGUUCCUUAGACUGCUGGAAAUACUUGGAGAAUGGUCUGAGAAAGGAAAAAUUUUGGUAUUCGUCCAUUCUCAGGAGAAAUGUGAUGCUUUAUUUAAGGACUUGCUAAAGCAUGGUUAUCCUUGCCUUUCACUUCAUGGGGCAAAAGAUCAGACUGAUCGUGAGUCCACUAUUGCAGAUUUUAAAAGUAAUGUAUGUAACCUAUUGAUUGCUACUAGUAUUGCUGCUAGAGGUUUAGAUGUAAAGGAUCUUGAGCUGGUGAUCAACUUUGAUGCUCCGAACCAUUAUGAAGACUAUGUUCACCGUGUUGGACGUACUGGGAGAGCUGGUAAUAAAGGCUGUGCUAUCACAUUUAUAUCUGAAGAGGAUGCAAGAUAUGCACCUGAUCUUGUAAAAGCUUUAGAACUCUCUGAGCAAGUUGUUCCUGAUGACCUGAAAGUGCUUGCUGAUCGUUUCAUGGCAAAGGUUAAUCAGGGACUUGAACAGGCUCAUGGUACUGGUUAUGGAGGCAGCGGCUUCAAAUUUAAUGAAGAAGAAGAUGAAGUGAGGAAAGCCGCAAAGAAAGCUCAGGCAAAAGAGUAUGGCUUUGAGGAAGACAAAUCAGAUUCAGAGGAUGAAGACGAAGGAAUCCGAAAAGCAGGUGGUGAUGUCUCUCAGCAGGUGGCUGUGGCUGCUGCUCUUGCUGCGGCUUCAAAAGCAGCAAGUGUGUCUCAACUUGCAGGUUCUGUCCCAAUUUCUCAGAUGCAGCCUCAUAGUGGAUUACCCGGUUCCCUUUCCAAUAUUAUUCAAGGUAAUGGACUCCCAAUUGCCCCUAAUGAUAUAUCAGCCACAACAGCAGCAUUUCUUGCUGCGAAGAAUUUGCAGCAGAACUUGGCUAAGCUUCAGAAUGAGGUCAUGCCUGAGCAUUAUGAAGCCGAGUUGGAAAUUAAUGAUUUUCCUCAAAAUGCUCGUUGGAAAGUGACACACAAAGAGACCCUAGGUCCUAUUUCAGAAUGGACUGGAGCUGCCAUCACUACCAGGGGCUAUUAUAUUCCACCUGGGAAGGUACCUGGACCAGGGGAUAGGAAAUUGUACUUGUUCAUUGAGGGCCCUACAGAGCAAUCUGUCAAGAGGGCAAAAACUGAGUUGAAACGUGUUUUAGAGGACAUAACUAUGCAAGUAACAUCACUUCCAGGCUCAGCUCAGCCAGGGAGAUACUCAGUUGUGUAAGUUGACAGGGUGAGCUAUAAGAAGAUGCGGUGUAGGAAUGAAACCUUUAUGGUAAGCCUUCUAUCUGAUAAAACUUUUAAAUUUGUUGGAUUGUGAAUAUAGUUCAAUAACUUGUAUUUACUUGUGAGUUCAAUUUUGAGAAUUGUAUUCACCUUUAAUUUUGUAACUGUCCACAACUGCUGUAUUGCUGCUCUCUUAAAUGCGGCACAUAAGCUUGAUUAUGGAUCACACCGUGUUUGUCAAAUACACGGUAGUAGUACACAAGUCCACUCACUAUAUGGUUUAUCUAGUUUUUUCACCCAAACCUUAAAUCCAGCAAUGAAGUUUGAAUAGAGAAGAUAUUAAGAUCCUGACUCAGCCAUCGAUCUUUACCCUUGCUAAGUUGCUAGUAUACAUAUAUCGGUUUGAUGAGUUUUUCUUUCCAAUUUCAAGUCCUCUAAUUGUUGUGGUAGUUAAAUUUUGGUUCAUGCCUUAGAAUGUUUCUCCUUCUAGUCCUCCAGAUGUGGCGAUAAACAGGAUUUUGUUACAUGUCCUCCCAUUUUUGUAAUCAUCUAACUAUUGUGCUUUCAGUUACUUCGUCUCCAAUUGCAGGCUUGAUGUUCUUGAUAUUCACACUAUCCAUUUUGUGUAACCCUGCAUUUAUGAAAUACUACAUUUAUUUUUAAUUCCAGUUUUUUGUAAUGUAAUAUUUUAAUGAAUACAUCAAUUUAUCAAUUGCAACAAUUUAAACAUUGUACUAUUUAUAUUAUUCUC